GAAAUUUUGGCCAAGGAUUCUGCAAUGUGGUGGUCAAAAUCCGGGAAAUACCUAGCAUAUCUGACACUGAACGACACGUUGGUGGAUAAUAUUUCGCUAACGUAUUAUCCAGAGAAAGCCGUAUACCCCGUCAUUGUUAGUUUUCCGUAUUCGAAGGUUGGAACGCCGAUUCCUACGGUCACCGUAAAUGUAUGGAACAAGCAGAGCGGUCAGACGACACAGCUCCGACCACCUGAUGAACUAACGAAUGAGGCGGAUGGUUAUUACGUCUUAAGGGUAUCGUGGGUGAACACAGCUUCGAACGAAGAAGUUUUCGUUGCAUGGGCAAACCGCGUUCAGAAUUUGGUCUACCUGACGACCUGUUCGGUGGAUACCGGGAACUGCGCCAAGAAUUUUCAACAAAACUACACGGACUACUGGGCGCAACCGUCGAGCUUCGAUCUGACGCAAGGCGCAGCGAGUGAAUACUUUCUUCUCCUGCCCGAAGAACAGGACGGAAACUUUUUCUCUCAUGUUUCAGCCCUGCCACCAAGCACAAGGAAAACGGAUUCUCCAACGUUUCUAACAAAUGGCGCCUUUGAAGUAAAUAAAAUCGUUGGAUACAACAAAGAGUCCGAAAAACUCGUGUCGAUGGCAAAAAACGAAAAAGGAGUGAGCAUGUGCCUCACUUGCGAUUUAAAGAAGAAAUGCGGCUACGUGAAUGUAUAUUUUUCUCCAGCUGGAACGUACUAUAUGCUCGAGUGCCGGGGGCCUGGAAUACCGUAUUCAGAUGUGGUUGUUACUGCCACCCAAAAAUCCGUCUUCACGAUCGAAAAUAAUGAUCGACUACAUGAAUACAUGAAGCAUAAGAAGAUGCCCUUAGUUCGAUUCCAGGAAAUUCCGUUGAACGACAAUUACAAAGCAAUAGUGAAGUACGUCUUGCCACAUGAUUUCUACGAAAGCAGCAGCGUGAAACAUCCGCUAAUCUUAAAAGUGUAUGCUGGUCCCGACAGUCAAGCUGUUACCGACACGUGGCUCUUCCGCAGUAAGCAAUCAGCGUUCGAAGCCUCCAUGACAUCGGAAAGAAAAUACGCAGUGGUUUACAUAGACGGUAGGGGGUCGGCUAACAGAGGCAGUAAGUACUUGAAGCCGGUGUACAAAAAUCUUGGUGUCCACGAGACCGAGGAUCAGAUCAACGCGUUCAAAAAAAUUCUUUCAAACGAGAACUUUAGCAAGACGGACACCGCCGUCUGGGGCUGGUCGUACGGCGGAUUUUCAACUGGCAAGAUUGCCGAAAUGGACGGCUUCAAAACUUUCAAAUGCGCUUCUUCCGUCGCCCCGGUGACCUACUUUGUUUAUUAUGGUAAGUCGUAA
Messenger RNA from Soboliphyme baturini, 1353 nucleotides. The record is from the annotation of a GenBank genome assembly. Lineage: Eukaryota; Metazoa; Nematoda; Enoplea; Dioctophymatida; Soboliphymatidae.